Messenger RNA from Carassius carassius (crucian carp), 4458 nucleotides. It is a transcript of the gene ptchd3a, whose product is annotated as patched domain containing 3a. Gene Ontology annotation, cellular component: membrane. The record is from RefSeq and is a predicted model, not a curated record. NCBI's taxonomy places the organism in Eukaryota, Metazoa, Chordata, Actinopteri, Cypriniformes, Cyprinidae. The coding region runs from base 400 to 3339 and encodes 979 amino acids. The transcript is spliced from 5 exons.
CUCCGUUGCCAUGACAGUCUCUCAUUUCUGAUCUCACCCUGACCUGAUCACCAUGACAACAGCUCAUUGCCCAAUAUAGUGUGAUGCAGGAGAAAAUACAAAAAAAAGGUCACUAGCUCCAUCUAGUGGACAACAAAAACUGACAAGGCCUGUCAAUUCUUAUGUCUAAAAAGAAAACCUAAAGCAGUUAAAAUUAAAAAAAAUACUAAAGAAAUGACUUCAUCCAACAGAUGUUUUCAGAUAAGUAGGCUACUAUCUGACACUGUAAAAUACAAGAACAGUAUCAGUUGUGCAGAAAUAAUUUGAGGCCUUCAAUUAUCUCCUAAUGGCAAAUCUCAAGCGUUAUGAGAGUCGAAGGCAUUUUUGUUGGGUAAUUAAGCAUUGAGGUAACUGAAAGGCAUGAAUGGAGCCUUGUGUUCAGUAAUGAACUUUCAUUCUCUCCUCACAUCUUCUGUCCUAAUGGAGCAAAAUGAGCAGAAACCGCGACACUGCGUGGAGAAGCCGAUCUCCAUCUGCUUCCAGAAGUUCGGUCGCUUUGUGGGAACUUACCCGUGGUGGUUCUUCAUCUCUCCUCUGCUGAUCUCUGCGGUGUUGGGGAGCGGGUUUUAUUUCUUAGAAGAUCGCGAGGCCAAUGACAUUGAGAAUCAGUUCACACCUGUGAACGGUCCUGCCAAACUGGAGAGGCAGUUCGUGCAGCAGAACUUUCCACAGAACUACUCGGUGUUCUCCAACCAGAGACUCUACACGGAUGGAGUUUACGCGUCCUUCAUAGCGGUCUCGAGAUCCUCCAACAUCUUCACAGACGCUGCCUUUCAGGAGAUAGUAACCUUACACAGGAAGGUCAAGGAGCUGAAUGUGUCCAUGGGUCACGAGGUGCUCACUUUUGAGGGACUUUGCGCAAGACGAUACAAGAAAUGCACACCCAAUAAGAUUUUGGACAUUUACAAAUAUUAUGGUAAUAAUUUAGAAACGACCGAGCUCACCUUUCCCUUCUUUCGUUUUGGAUUCUCGUACAUCUUCCUGGGCUAUUCGGUUGGUGGAGUGAAUAUAAACUCUUCUGUUAUUAAAAGUGCAAAAGCAGUGCGUCUGUUUUAUUUCCUAAAGGAGGAUAAUCGCUCCAGAACAGAUUUAUGGCUGAAUGAAUUCCUGAAGGUUUUUCCCUCUAAUUUAUCUCUAAACUUCAUUAAGGUCACCCAUUCCACAUCUUUGUCAAGGCAGGUGGAAUUUGAGGCAAACACAAAGGAUGUGAUUCCUCUCUUCUCCAUCACAUAUGUCAUUGCCAUUGCCUUCUCUAUUCUCUCUUGUUUGAGGUUUGACUGUGUCAGAAACAAAGCAUGGGUUGCUACAUUUGGGGUGUUCUCUGCUGGACUCGCUGUUCUGUCCUCUUUUGGGAUGAUGUUACACAUUGGUGUCCCAUUUGUCAUGACAGUUGCUAAUUCUCCAUUCCUGAUAUUAGGGAUCGGAGUGGACGACAUGUUCAUUCUCAUUUCCUGUUGGCAGCAGACCAGUGUUCACGAUCGAGUGGAGACUCGCCUGUCUAAUACAUACAAAGAGGCGGCCAUUUCAAUCACCAUCACCACGCUCACAGACGUGUUCGCUUUCUACAUCGGCCUCAUGACGCCCUUCCGCUCAGUCGGCUCUUUCUGCUUGUACACCAGCACCUCCAUCCUUUUCUGCUACAUCUACAGCAUCACAUUUUUCGGAGCGUUCCUCGUUCUUAACGGACGGCGAGAAAACAGUAACAAGCACUGGUUGACAUGCAAGGAAGUACCAGAGGAGUGUCCAGUGAGUCAGUCCAAAUUGUAUGAAUUAUGUUGCGUUGGAGGCGCUUACGAUCCCCAUACUGGCAGAGAGGAGGUACAACCGAUGAAUCACUUCUUUAAAAAAUACUACGGCCCAUUUCUGAUGAAAUCGUGGACGAAGGUCUUUGUGAUUGUGUUGUAUUGCAUCUAUUUGAUUAUCAGCAUUUAUGGCUGCUUUCAAAUUCAAGAAGGAAUCGAUCUCCGUAAUUUAGCAGCUGAUGAUUCUUACGUGGUGAAAUACUAUGACAACGAGAAGGAGUAUUUCUCAGAAUAUGGUCCAAACAUCAUGGUUGUCAUCCGACGGGAAUUUCCAUACUGGGAUGAAAAGUACGUGUCAGAUCUCGAAACUUGCAUUGAAGAUUUCAAAAACUUAUCUUUCAUUGAAAAGGAUAUAUUCACCUCCUGGAUCAAAUCCUACAAGUACUAUGGCUAUCACAGCAAACUCAAUCUGAGCACUGAAGACGUCUUCAAAGAUAACUUGGAAACCUUUCUGCGAUUGUAUUCUGAUUUUAAACAGGAUGUCAAUUUCACCAACAACACCAUCUACGCAUCUCGCUUCUUCAUACAGACGGUAAAUAUCUCUACUGCACUGGAUGAGAUGAAUAUGUUGAAUAACUUAAGAGAGACAGCUCAAAAGUGCCCUAUUCCUUUACUGGUGUACCACCCCGCCUUCAUCUACCAUGACCAGUAUGCGGUGAUAGUCAGCAACACCAUCCAGAACAUUGGGGUCACAACGGCUGUAAUGUUGCUUAUCUCCCUUCUCCUCAUCCCAAACCCUCUGUGUUCCCUUUGGGUCACGUUUUCCAUUGCAUCUGUCAUUGUGGGGGUCACUGGGUUUAUGGCAUUGUGGGAUGUUAAUUUAGACACCAUCUCCAUGAUCAUUCUUGUCGUCUGCAUUGGUUUUUCUGUCGACUUCUCUGCUCAUAUAUCUUACGCCUUUGUCUCUAAUAAGAAACCCAGUGCAAAUGAAAAGGCCGUGGAAGCCCUGUUUAGUUUAGGAUACCCUAUUUUGCAGGGGGCUGUGUCUACUAUUCUUGGGGUGGUGGUGUUGUCUGCUUCAAAGAACUAUAUCUUUAGAACUUUCUUUAAAAUUAUGUUCUUGGUGAUCUUCUUUGGUCUCUUUCAUGGCUUAACUUUUAUCCCAGUUUUUCUGACCUUCUUUGACAUGUGCAGUGGCACACCAGCUAAGAACAAGUCAGGCCCAGAACAGCAGGACAUGAAGAACAGCUACACCAACAACAUUCAAUCAAAGGCAAAGGAUGGUGAGCUGAAAGAGCGGGAAAUUUAUGACAAUCACAUUUUUCAACCAGACAACCACGGAACAUGUCAGUCUCAGCCCUGCUCUGCUAUUUGGAUGAUAACCGGCAAUAACCAUCAUGUUCAAGAUAACCACAUUUGUAUGGCAAGCACUAUCCCAAUGUUCAAGAUUGACAGUCAGACUUAUGAGGUUCACAUGUAUACACCAUCUGAUGACGGCAUGUUAAGAGUCACAUGUCCAUCAAAACAGUGCUUGGAAGGCCAAAAUUGUGUUUUAUGAUUCAAAUGUGCCCACUCCUAACUAAACUGAUUAGUAAAUUUUGUAAAAUCCUUUUACUUCUAUUUCUUCCUAGUAUAUUCUGUUUGUAUGUGUAACACCUUUUAUAUGUUUCGAAUAAAAUUACAGAUGCAAAUCUAAAUUGACAGGAAUGCAACAUGACACUUGAUACAUCUGGGCCAAUUAUUUUUUUUCAAACUUUUUAUGGGUUUCAGGAUGUAGCCGCCCAGUUAGCUCAGGUACGGUUAAAAGAUAAAACUUUUAAGAAUGCAUUAGUAAAUGUUGAAAUAAAAAUAAAUUUAUUCAUUGAUUUAGUAGUAUUGUGUAUUGAAUCAUUUUGCUGUAUUAUCUGUUGGCAAUUUGAUAUGCAGUUUUCAUAUGCUACAAUUUGCCCACCCAGUUUUAUGUAGGCCCAUCCACUUAAAAAUUUUGUUAUAAUUAUAAAGUACAAAUACUGUAUGUUGCUUUCUUAGAUUUUGUAAAAUAACAAACUAAUUCAAUGUAAAUAUGUAACCAUACUUUGCUCUUUAUUUAUGAGAGGUUUGCAAUGUUUUCUUAUAGACUGUUGAUUGUGUAAAAGCCUAUUAAAGACAUAACUACAUAUACAAAUUGAUAUAAACUGCUACAAAAUGAUUCUUGCCUUUUAUUUUUUUCACUGUUUAUUACACAUUCCCUUUGAUAAUGUAGUGCAUGUGCUGUUGUGUUUUCCUUGAGGAAAGAGAAUUGCCUGAGUAAGGAUUAACAGAACUGAAUAUUUUCAUUUUUUGCACCAGUGUUGUUUAAUAUUUUUAAUUUUUAUGAAUGUUAAGAGUAUUAAAAUUUUUGGAAUAAUAGACAUUUUCUAUUCAAAAUUACACAUUGUUUAGUUUACCAUGUUUCAUGAGUUUGUUGUUGCACAUGUUUGCUUAAAAGCCUCAGUUGAUCUACACAUUUUUUAGAAAAAAGAUGGGACAUACCUGACCUUUGAUCUCUGAUUUCUUGGUAUUAUUAGGGCCGGAAAAGUAUAGGUUCAAUCAAAUAUAUUCAAAAUGGAUGUUUAUUGUUUGACAUAAAAUUUGCAAUUCAAUUUGUCACACAUUAUGCAAUAUUGUGGUUUUCUACAAUUAAGCAAUAUAGCAUUUU